Molecule: messenger RNA, 13456 nt
Organism: Sitophilus oryzae (rice weevil)
Lineage: Eukaryota; Metazoa; Arthropoda; Insecta; Coleoptera; Curculionidae
Gene: Bruce
Product: baculoviral IAP repeat-containing protein 6
Exons: 37
Coding region: 84-13130 (4348 amino acids)
Biological process (GO): negative regulation of apoptotic process; regulation of cytokinesis; apoptotic process
Cellular component (GO): nucleus
Molecular function (GO): cysteine-type endopeptidase inhibitor activity; ubiquitin conjugating enzyme activity
Source: RefSeq, a predicted model, not a curated record
UUAUCAAUUUAUUUUGUACUACGGUGAGUUCGUUCCUGUGGUUCGUUCUUCAAAUCUAGAAAGUGACAAAUGUCUUGAUUUUGAUGGCGCAAGAUGUGUUUUGCAAAAUGGCUGAGGAACCGUGGUUAUUAAACGAAGAUGGAUAUUUAAAAGUAGAUACUGAUGUUAAAGAAAUAAUCUACCAUCCAUCCCUUAAUGUUAUACUAAUUUGCACUAACAGUGGAGUGGUUCGAGUAUUAGAUGUUAAUUCUGGUGUUAUUUUACAAUCCACUAAUCUUUCAGCAAGAAAUCCCAAUGAAGUAAAAUGUAAAUACAUUCCAAGUGAAGAUAGAGUUUUGUUUUGUGAUGGACAAGCUAUUGGUGUACGAUCUGACUACAAUGGUGUUUUAUUAUUAGACAGUAUUCUUCAAAAAACUCUAACAGAUGGAAAAGAAAUUGUAAAAGUUGAAUUACCACUUUCAGAGGCUAUAAUUCUUAAGCAAAGUUUAACAAAUGUAAAUGUUACAAAUGUAGAACAAGUUUUAAAUGAGCUAGACAAUGUUAUAACAAAUGCUCAAAAAUCUCAUAAAAAAGGAAUCAAAGCACAGAAAUGGAACACUGCAUGUCUUUCUUUACCUGUUGGUGAUUUAAGAUUAGCAACUUCUUCUGUAGUAACCGACUUUGUCACUAAAAAAAAUCAUACUCCAGAACUACAAGUAGCAUCAGCUGUUCAGGAGAGACUAUCUGAAUUGUUAGGGGAACAGACAAAUGCCUCUGAUAGAAAAAUGAUGGCUAGUGAAGUUAGAAGAAGAGAAACAUUUUCUCAAUGGCCACAUAUGGAUUAUAAAUGGGCAUUGCCAGAACAGAUGGCUCAAGCUGGAUUUUAUCAUCAACCUAAUGCAUCAGGAGAUGAUAGGGCAAUGUGUUUUACUUGCACUGUUUGUCUAGUGUGCUGGGAAAGAACAGAUGAACCAUGGAGUGAACAUGAUCGUCAUUCUCCGACAUGUCCUUUUGUUGUAGGGGAAUACACACAAAAUGUUCCUAUAUCUGUUACAAAUGCAACAGCACCAGCAAUUGAUGCCACAUUUAGAGGCACAACAAUUAAUAUUUUGGGUACUAGUAACAUUUCAAAACUUUUACCAACAUGCACUAAUGAUGGCCUCAUAUCAGUAUUUGAUGUCUCAGGAAAAAUUAAAAGGACACAUUCCUUCUUUGUAACAGAAUUUGAUUCUCAUAUUUUAGAACAAUUUACGCAAGAUUUUGGUGUAUCUGGCUUUUGGAAUGAUGAAAAAAAAACUUUAGUAGAAAAGAAAAUAACUGCUUUGUCCAUCGCAAGUGACAAAUCUAAUAAAGAAAAGGCGAUUUCGAAAUCUUUACGCCCUACUAUAAUUUGUGGAAUUACAAUUUCGCAAGUUUGCAGUAAAAAAAAUAAUGAAAAUGUAGAAUUAGACACGUUAAGAGAAAUGUCUCAACAGCAAGUUGAUGCAUUAGAAUUGUAUUCGAGCAGUGAGAAUAAUGCCGAAGUUACAAAUGACAAACAGCAGCUAUACCUUGUUGUUUAUGAUUUUAUGUAUAGCAAAGAAGAGGAUUCUGAUGAAAAAAAUCAGGACAACAAAAAGAUUGAUUUUGACUUUGAUUGUCAAUUUUUUGAUUAUGUGAAUGAAUCGCAGUUCUUUCCCAUUCCUACAUCUUCACAAGGAAAUUAUAAUUUUUCAACUAUCAUUCCGAAAGUAGGUCCUUCUGAUAUAGAGAAUAAUGAGGACUUUUCUUUGAUAAAAGAAAUAACAUCUUUUUAUAAAAACUUAAUACCCGGUGAAAGCGAUACAGUCUUUGUGCCACCACCAACUUCAAACACUCCAAAUAAUGUGAAAAAGGUACCGCACAGUGGCCCUAGACUUCUAACUGUGGACACAAACAAUACAGAGGCUGACUCUUCAUCUGCAAGUGAUAUUUUGGGAAACUUACCAAAUGGUCCAUUUCUCUCUGAGACUACUGAACCAAGUAUAUCGGAUCACAUAGUGGACUUAAAAAAUAACCAAUCUAAUAAGAAACUGAACUACUCAAGGGCUGUUCAGUGCAUUGGUUUACCUGAACAGUGUCGUAAUGUGAAACAUUUGGAGAUAUCUAACAUAGUGUCCACACAAGAUGAUGGACAUAUUUUAGUCACUGUCUGCAGUCAGUAUUGUAAUAAAAGUUUUCUCUUGAUCUAUCAAUUAGAUUUCUCAAGUAAAAUGGUUAAAAUUAUUGAAGAUUCUGUUAUCGUUAGAGAAAUGUUAAAUUUUGAGAAACCAUUGGCCGUGGGAUUAUUGCCCGUAUUGGAUAAGUUUAAAGUCCCAACUACUAAAACUAACAAUGGAGUUGAAGGAAACGCAGUUUUAGUGUGUAUAGAUGGUGCUGUAAGAAUUGUCAAUUUAUCCACGUUAAAGACAGUGUGUUUUGCUAAGAUUGAAUCUAAGAAGUUUGUAUCAGCUGCAUAUUGUAACAGUUUAGACAGAUUAUGUGCAUCAACCCGAGAAGGAUCGCUACAUUUCUUUGCCCUAAACGACAGCGACAAUGAGUCGGUCGAUGAACACGAAGAAGACGAUAUUUUUGGACUUGGAAUCGACAGUUCUUUUAAAGAAUUAAGUUCCCUAGAUAAGUGGGAUACAAUAAGUUGUUUCAAAGAACCACCCAGCAAUAUAUCAUUGGAAGACUUAAGGACUUUGCAAAAACUAUGUCAGUUUGCUCCAAUCAGAUCAAUAUAUAAUGUGGUUGUACCCUCUUGCUGGAGUGAAUUUCAACAAGCAAUAAGACAAAGACGGAACUCUUCCAUAGUUAACACUGAAGCUUUUACAAAAACAUGGCGACUGCAGACUGAUACAACAACCUGGGAAGAACACAUUUUCGAAAUAACCUUACCUUCAUCUAUGGUUCUAGGACACGUAGAUGUCCAUUUUACUCUCCAAAAUGCUUCAAACAAACCUUGCGUAGAAGUGUCACUUUUGCGACAAACGAAAAGCGGUAUAGGUCAUAGUAGAGAUGUUAAGUUUGCGGUGGAUGAUACUGUAACCAUUGACAUGCUGAGAAGAGUUGAGAAUCCUGUUGUUUCUGAGGAAUACCUGAGAGCACAUAAUGCUGAUAUUCUUGCCGGACCUGUGAACCUUGCUCAUCACUUGGAUUUGACUGAACAAAGUGGUACAGUUACUUUGACAAGUCCAAAAAUGUUCAAAGUAAAGGUAAGAAACCUAUUGUUACAUAUUAGAGCCGUAUACGACAAAGACGACAAAUCAAUGAAGAGACAAGACAGCCAAGGAAAUAUAAUCAUUGACAAAGUGGGUUUAUCUAACAGAAAAUCUGAAAGGUACUUAGGUUGUGACAGUAUUCAUGAAAUUAGCAUCGCAAUAUACAGUCCGACGGUCGCCAUCCAAAUCUCUUGCGAGAAAUCGUUGCGCAGUCUCAUGCUCGAAUCCAAUGUUUUUAUUCAGUCGUUGAUAAUGACUGCGGUCAAUAGUACCAACAGAGAAACGUUAAAGAUCGUAAUGGAGAUUUUAAAUUGGGUGGCAGCCAUUCGACUCACUCCUAAUAGGGGCAAUAAUGGAGAAUCACCCACGCAUCAGUUAGAAUUCAUGUUUAUCAAUGGAAUAGAGGAAAAUAUGACUGGACUAUUACGACAAUGUCUAUUGCAAGGAGAUAGAAGUAUCGCGCACAAAGCUAUGAGUUACAUCAUGACCUGUUGUCGCGGUUCCAAAAACAUCAAUAAAUCCCUGGCAGACCAUUUUCAUAAUAGCGUUUUGAAAUCGAUAUUAACAAUGAUGGACGACAUUACCGAAAUCAAAUCAGCGUCUGGCUUACACUGGAUAUUUGCCUUGUUACUGAAAGUGACCAGGAGAGACAACGAACAAUUCGUUUCCAAAAAAUGCGUGUCUCUGUUAAAAGAUGUAUCAGAGAGUUUAAUCAAAAGAUUGAAUCCCUAUCAUUUGUUGUUGAGAAGUCGGUAUGGUUUGUAUGGGAUGCCUACAGAACCAGAAUUGUUUGAUAUAGAGCCUCCUCAGUUUGCUAAGGGAUCUAGUUCGUCGCAUUAUACGUUUUCGUCAUCUAACGCGGCGGUAAAUAAUGAAGGAUCAACGGCAAAUACUUCUGCAACUGAGUAUACACCGCAAAUACAAAUUAAUAAAGAAGGAAUUAGUCCUAGAGAUGUGUUGUCAAACACUGAGACAAAACUCAAAUAUAAAAACAUUGCUUUUCCAAAACUGGUGAAAGGUCUCAUUGAGACUGAACCUCUGCAUUUUAACUGUAUUAACACGAGCGAAGGCACCAGAAUUGAAAUGGCCGAUUCCGUCAACAAUAACCUACAAACGGUCUUUCAAAAUAUCGUCCCCAUUUUCACCACUCUGAACCAUACCAACGGAACCACAGGAGAGAAGGACAGCAAUACGCAACAGUUUGGUCAGAAGUACAAAAAGUUUCAAGCACAAUUGAAAGACUUUUCUUUGGAUAAUCUGGAAUUUGCGAAAAUCUUUGACGACGACCUUAGUAAUAAAAUGGAAGUAUACAAGAACCUGUUGGCCUCAUAUACCGAAGUACAAUCAAACAAAUCCUCCGGAACGCAACCUAAUCAGGCCCCAUCUACAUCAGUAUCAACGCAGCAGGUUCCUACUAUGGGACCGAGUUCGUCACAGAACCACUCCUUACCCUGGCAACAGCUCUUGGUGCCGCCACCCAAGCAGGUCAUAGUUGUGGAGAGGAUGCAUUCCGGUGCGAGACGUCACGUGACGCUAGAUUUCGGCGAAUCGGUGUCGUUGACCGACAUUUUGAUACCGUCAUGUUCGGAUCUGGUGUCACUGAGCAUAGAUGUGUGGCUGUUUGGUGAGGAGAUCGACGCUGUGCGGUUGGUAACGGCGUCCGAUAUAGGAACGAAGAAUUUGCUGCUUAGCGAUUUGCAGCCGCCACCGCUUUGUAAAUACAUGAAGAUCACAUUGGUGGGAAGAUAUGGCAUGUCCACCACAAAAUGUAGGAUUCCCUUAGGUUUUUUCUAUGGUCACGUGGUAGUUGUUCCUGAAGAUGUGCCCAGCGAAGCUUACAUCAAAAACACCGAUUACGACAAACAGUUGGGCAUUUUGUCAAAGCUCUUGGAAGAUAUCAGUUGUAGAUACAGCUUGGCGUGUUCGAAGUUGAAGGACUGUCUCCAGCCGUUUUUAAUAGCCGAUAUGAAGAAUACGUUGCAUUUAUCAACGUAUAUUAAUAUCUUGAAGGAUAAAAAUAUGAGCAUUACGAAUGCGGAGCAUAGUAAAAUAUUUUCGGCUUACCAGGAAACCUUAACAUAUCAGCAUCAGUUAAACACGGUCAGAAACGUGAUGGCGCGUUUAGAAUCUAGCGUCCAUGGAUCAGAACGUCAGGAACCACCUUCCACAACUGUUUCGACGGAUAAAUUAAAUUCCAUCGCCGAAGGAUUACUGGAAGUCCUUUUAUCCAUAGAAAACACCGCCGAAAUCACCCAAGACUUAUGCGAAAGAUUCUUCGAAGGACUCUGCGUGUCCCAAUCGUCAAGAUUACAGCUUUUGGCGGCCGUUUUUCUAGAGAAAUCCUGCGGAACUACUACCUUUUGGGGCAACUUCCUUGCAGACACCAUGGUUAACCUCUUUUCCACUACGUGUACAGCUAUAUUUCCCCAGGAUCGCCUUUUUAUAUUACUGGCGUACCUCAGCCGCAAGAGUCCAGAAAGAAGUGCCGUCAUUGAUGCAGCUAUGCGCGUGGUUUACGAUACCCUAAAACCGUUAGAAACCAGUCGAUCUUUGCUUCUGGCUGUCAACGUGGACCUGCCUCUAUUGUCUUGGCUGCUGAUGUAUUUGUCACUUCAACUGUCGUUUGAAAAAAUUCAAAACGAUAGAUGGGAUUGGGUUCUGGGUGAGAUGGUUGGAAAGGUGAACGUGGAUAAUGCGAAAAGUAAUGCUAGGAAGAAGACUGUUAAACGGGUGGCAACCACGUUGGGAUCAUCCGGAACGUGCAUGUUAUCACCGAUUCUUUCUGGUUCGUGGCAAAAACCAAUGUGGAAAGAAAAACCUCAUAAGUUUAUGUUAAUAAAAGAACUAGUUGACACCCAGAAAGGUAGCGACGGUCAAAAAGAUUCGGGAAGUAUAGGAGAAAUUGUCGUUGUCCCUCAAAAAAUGCCACAAUUCAUUGACGCAACACACUGCUUAGUUGUAUCUAAAAUAUUAUUAAAAUUCAUAAUAACAAUGGACCAUUCUGGUAGUGCAGAUAUGAUGCUUUUGGCUUUUAAGAUUGUAGCGCGAUUAGUAACUUUAGCUAAAUUACAAUUGUGCCAGUUGUUGACUGAGGAUGAGUUAUUAGGUUUAGUCAAUUUUUCAUUAUCGUGUAAAGUUCCAUGGGCACCUUUUGCUCUUUCCUGUUUUCUUCAAGAUGCCUUAGAAUUAGUUUCUCAAAAUGAGCAGGACGUGAUUGAAAUGGACACUGACGCAUCUACAUCUACAACGUGGCCAUCUACUGAUAUAAAUCAGUCAGGUGAAAAUGAUAAUAGUGAAAAUCCUUGUGUUUUUAUUAAUCUCGACGAACCUGAACAGUCUAAAGCUAAAGCGAAAAUUACAACAAACAACUUAUGCUUUCCUUCGUCUUUGCCGUCAGUUUAUGAAAGUGAUUAUUCAGAUUUUGAAGAAUUGUUGGAGGACUUCGAAAAAGUGAGAUGCUCUACAUCUAAAACUUCUAAAAUUUCUUUAGCUUCUGUACCAGGAAUAUCGACAACUAUAGAUGCAAGAUUAGAAAACGGAGUGUUUCUGUCAACAGAAAUUUUAUUAAGAAAAUUAGUUGGAAGAAAUACCCAAAAGUUACUGCAGAAUAUGACGAACGAUAUCAAAUACGAAGAAGUAGAGAACAUGCUUACGUCUUGGCCGGUACAAGUACAAUCUUUUCAACCCGAGUGCAAUAUAAGUAAUCACAAGAUGUUGGCGUUCUGUUUCAAUUCAUUAUUUAAAGAUCUGCAAACUCAGGAUUCGCUCAGGAUUGAGAAUAUAUUACAUCUUUGGUUGACGUUGAACAGCGCUAGAAGAGACGAGAAAUUUGACUCUUCUGCGAUGCCCAUUGUCCAGAUUAAAGUGGAAUCCGUUCAUACUUUGAUCUCAGCUUUGGCGUGGACACCGGGUUUGUCGUUGACUACAUGGUGUCUUGGAUUGCAGGCACUAACGUUGGUGUGUAAUACAAAUAAUAAUGGAAAAAAAUGGUUUGGUUUGUCUGGUAUGGCAAACGCCAUCAUAAGCCAUCGAGAUUUUGUACAAAUGUUUCUUAGUUUAUUGUCGGGUAGUGGUUUGGCAUUCACAGAAAAAGCAGUUGCUGGUCCAACAUUGUGCAAAGCACUGCACGAUUUUCUUGUAAGACUUCAGGUUCGAUGUGAUAUAGUUAGUCCUUCCAGUAAAUUAGGUAACUUGUUCAAAACCCUAUUAUUAAAUGUCGUGUAUCAAUUGGCACGCCCCAGUGGGCCUAUAUCGUGUAGGAUGGGACCUUUAGAUGCGCAAUGUAAACUUUUACAAUCGAUUAUUUAUUUGGAUUUUGCUAAUAUUGAUAUCAGCAUAGGUAUGAGUACACUAGAGAGCACAGCUUCAUUAUUAAACAUGUAUUUUCUAAAUAUUGAUCAUAUCAAGUGUGUAACAGUAGGAGAAAAACAUUGCAUUAUGCAUGAUACUUUUGGAGAUAUUUUUGCCAGCGUUCUAGGUACUGACUCGAAUAAACAAGACAGACCAGUGUCUUAUGAAGAUCUGUUAAUAAAUUUGUUGAAAUUAUUGGCAAAACUUGUACAAACACCCAUGCCACCAGAGUAUCCUGAAGCGAUGGAUACUGAAUCAUCUGUAACUUCUCAGACUGAUGAAUGUAAGGCUGAACAAAUUCAGCAAGAAAACCUAACUUCUACAUCACUGCCUUGCUUUGCUGAUACAGUUUUGCAACAUCAUCCAACCGUAAUAUGCUUAUGCAGAUGCCUUGCUGCAUGCAAGUCAUCUUCUUUAUGUAUGCUACCAAAUUUAACACAUAAGGGUGGAUUUCCAAUUUUUAACGAACCUAAUACAGUAGGAGAUGCUGUGUUUCAUAUUUUAACAUUGCUGGCAAAAAAAGCUUCCAGAAAGGAACUGAUCAUGCAACCAUUAUUGAUGUUCUUAUCCACCACACCUCAGCUAAGUGAACCAUUAAUUUGGUUCAUAUUACAAGUGUUAGACAAUGAAGAAGCUAUAAGAGCCUUUUAUUCUUCUGGGGGAGUAUCCAUAUUAUCAACAAGUAUAGUUAAUAGUAGUAACACGCCAAGUACAAUAUCAAGAAACGGCACAAUUUCAACUGUGAUGCAACAUUUUACUGGAUUUACCUCACAACCUGACAAUAAUACUCCAAUAGUGCCAACAUCGGCUAACAAAAUGUUUCAGGCAUCUAUUGAAAAUAGUUCCUUAAUCAAUUUUGCACCAUAUUGUACCAUAACAUGUCAGUCAGGUACUUCCCAACCUGCAGAUGUUCUAAUACAGGGUCUGUCUGGAAUAACUCAUAGAAGAGCUCGUACACCACUUUGGUCUUACAAUUAUUAUCAAGAGGAGACUCAUACAGAAUUACUUCUUCAACUCCCUAGUGCUGUGUUAUUAAAGGAAGUUCAACUGCAACCUCACGCGGGCGGUUUAGCUACGUGUCCGUCAUAUGUGGCGAUAGAGACGUCGGCUAACGGACCGUCAAGAUUGGUACCAGCCUGUCAUCCUCUGCCAACAAGUGGCCUUACCUACAUUAGACUGCAUUUACCAACAGCCAAAGUUGUAAAUUGCAUUCUAAUUAGAUUGUAUAAACCUCGGGUCGGAAAUAGUAUAGGACUUUUGCAAAUCCGCAUCCUUGGAACUUAUGCUUUUGGAAAAACUUUCAACCCCAAUUCUUUUGACACUGAGGAUGAUAAUUACUCUAAUCAUAGUCUAGGUUGGCUUAGAUUGUUGCAUCAUUGUUUCACUAUAUCAAUCGAUUCAGAAAUGAGACGUCAGCUAGUAGAAUCCGCCUCGCAAACUCCUAGUUUAUUGAGUACAUGUUGUGGGUUACUUUUGGUGCCAUCUCAUAUACUACCAGUUUAUUUACCAUGUUUAGAGAAGGUUCUUAGAGAACUCGCAUUGUUUAGUCCAGAAAAUGGUAUAGCUACUAUUCAAAUACUUUUGGAUAAUCGACUAAGUAUAGUAGAACCGAUGAUAUCUCUCGACAACGUUUGGCAAGAUAGACUAAUGAUUAAUGUGUCUGGAUAUCAAUCGGCUUGUGAAUUACUGUAUCAAAUAUGUGAACAUCAGGAUGCUCAUACAGCCUACAGAGUAAAAAUGAUUUUAGAAUGGUUGCAUAAUACAGCAAAGGAGUAUUUAAAAACUGGCAACUCCAACAAUUGUAAUGCUGCCUAUAUAUCUAGCAUUGCAUCUAUUCUUUGGUUUAGUAAUCAGUCUCAAGUGAAUUAUGACCUAAAGUCUCUUAUAUCACUUGAAUUCUUUGAUACAAUCUAUGCCCUUAAAAUGCAAACUAUAAACAACAGUUUAAAGUAUGCUUUUGAUUCGCUUUUAUGUUCCCUUUGUUAUAUUCACUCGGAAUUUUUUCCUAUAUUGCUACAAAAAAUUGGCGUACUUGUACCAAAUUUGUCUACUGAUCGUGGCGCCUCCAUCAGCGACGACAGGAAGGAUACUGAGGGAAUGACAGACGAUCAUAAGCAAGAUUAUGCAAAUUCUGAAUGGUAUAGCCAUUUGGUUAUUGGUCAACUGUCUGAACUGAAUUUAACCAAAGAUCAGCUAGAAACGGUGGCGUUGGCUAGUAGAUCUCCAACCGCAAUCCAACAACUUCUCGAUUCUGGAUUACCAAAAUUAUUGAACAGCGCUAUAUACGAGUUUUGUAGCGAUCAGAAUAACAGCGUACCUAUGGCUAAAUUAGAAAAAGUGACGGUUAUUCUGCAAUUCUUUACAGAUAUUUGUGAUGAAAAAAUGUUGAGAGAUUGGUUGGGGUCUCCAGACGGUUCAUCUUUUUGGCCCCAUCUAUUGCAUUGGCUUUGCAAGAAACCAUUUUCUAGUUCGAGUAUCCAGUCAGAAGCCCACGUCAAUUUGGAGGAGGUGUGCGUUAAAUUCCUUUCGAAAUGUUGCUUAUGUCACAGUGCUAAUCAAGCACGACUGGCUAAAGUAUUAUGCGAUGUAAUAUCGCUUCAGCAAAAUGGAAUAUCCGGAUUUUUGCGGAGAUUAAUUUUGCAAUUGCUGCUUGAAAACGAAAAGGUACCAGUCAGUAUUGAAGCGGACGAGACUUUGUAUAAAACGUCAAAAAUGCCGCAAGUUUAUAUUCCCGCACACCCAGCUUUUAAGCAGACUUAUAACCGGACAAUGCUGUACCUAAGCACAACCACUACACUCGGUGAUAUUUUGGAACAACAUCUGUUCUUCAAUACCACCUAUAAGUCUGAUACAAAUUUGUCUAAGAAGUCAUCCACCACUAUUAAGAAGGAUAUGCUGAAAGAUUUCUUCGUUACUGACUUUUCUGAUUUAAGCGUAGCCGCCGGUGUUACCGCCAAAGAUAAACGUGCCAAAGAUCUGAAAAAUCAAGCGACGGCUACGCCUCAAUCUAAAAAGAAACGCUACACUUCCGAAGCGGUCAGUGGAAGUGAUGUCAUGGAAGGCAGGCUGGUUAAAUGCCUGGCGUUUUCGGACCAGCCGCUACCGUUGAACUUGAACCUGGGACAGUUACUCAGGCUUAUGGAAUCGAAGAAUAUAACCAACGAUUGGCCGUAUAUUCAUUUGACCAUAUGCCAAAGUAAGAACAACGAGGACAAGAAUCAAAACAAGGACGCGAUUAAGCUGAUCCAACAGCAACAGCCGAUUUGCAGUGCUUUACAGGUGUUCAGUUCGAUGGGGGGCUUGGCUUUACUGGCUCAGAAUCUACCGACGAUUUAUCCAGAAGCGGUCAGGAUACCUAACGUGGAAAAAUCAACGUUAGAUCAGUCUGAUUCUGACUGGAUCAAACUGGAAGAAUGUGAUGAUAUCUACGAGGAUAUAGAAGAAACAGUUGGUAGCAGUUCACCAUCUAAAUCUUCAGGAGUAAUAUCACACAUCCCACCCCAUUCUUUGACGGCAUUUAGUCUUUUUCUAAGAUUACCUGGCUAUGCAGAAGUUUUAUUAAAAGACACCAAGAAAGCUUUGUGUCUCUUAAGAUUAAUGCUAGGAGUUACAGAUGAUGGGGAAGGUGGAGACAUAUUCCAAUCGUCAGUGGCUGCUUCUUUGCCUACAUUGCCGUUUGAGGUACUACAGAAGCUUUACGACAGUUCGCCGUUUUGUUCCGAUGAUGGGCGCUUAUUGAGAAAGAUAAGUAUUACAACUGGCGUAAUACAAUUAUUGUUGGCCUGUUUGGGAAUCUUGACUCAUCAUUCAAAUACCAGUAACGAUAAAGAUGCCCAAAAAGAUUCAAAGUCCAAAGAAGAUCGUCAACAUUAUUGGGCUAAAGGUACUGGUUUUGGGACAGGGUCAACACAACAAAGUUGGAAUGUAGAACAGGCUCUUUUGAAACAGAAACAUGAAGAAGAGCAUAUUACAGUUAUAUUACAAGUAUUAGCAAGUUACAUAAAUCCGAACGACGAAGCUAGUGAUGAGCUUAGUGGAAAUGUUUUACCGCCUCAUUUCGCAGAGUUUUUGGCGAAAAGUUCAUUGUUACCCGCUAUAAGUUAUUAUUUAAGGAACGAUUCAGUAUUAGAUAUGGCUAGGCACAUACCUUUGCACAGGGCCGUAUUAAAAAUUCUUAGAGCUUUGGCUGCUAGUUCUCAACUUGUUGAAUUACUACUUCCACAGAAAUCAAAAGAGAACGAACCUUCAGUUUCUGCGUUACUGAAGAAUAUGAAGAGCUGUGUCGAUAUUUAUGCGAAUAAAUUGAGGGUUCAGAACUCGAAAUCGACUUCAAAUUCCGGCAAGUCGAAAUCGAGUUUCAUCGACAAGAUCGAAGAACUUGAGCAGGGUGAAGGUCUUGCCACAUUAAUGCCGGAUAUCCAGAACACGGCUAACCUUGUAGCGAAGGUUACGUUCGGUUUGAUAGACGAAAACAAUUCGGAUUGCGAGAAUUCGCUGGAGAAGAGAAUGAUGGUUUCCCCCGAGGAACAGUAUAUUAGAAUAAUGAAAAAUUUACAGUUUGCAUCUUACGAAAUGAUUGAAGAGCAAGAAGACGGCAGUAUUAAGUUUGUAAUAUCCCACCAUUUCGAAUCGAUGGCUAAAAGUACGACGGAACAAUCGCAUCCGACCCGAGUAAAGAGGAUAGCUCAAGAAACUGUGACGCUUUCGACCAGUUUACCUUUGAGCUAUAGCAGCUCAGUGUUUGUUAGAUACGAUACGUCACGUUUAGACGUCAUGAAGGUGCUUAUAACAGGACCGGCUGACACUCCAUACGCGAACGGUUGCUUCGAAUUAGAUGUAUUUUUCCCCGCCGACUAUCCAUUGUCACCUAUGUUAAUCAACUUAGAGACGACUGGUCAUCACACGGUUAGAUUUAAUCCAAAUUUAUAUAAUGAUGGAAAAGUAUGCUUAUCAGUAUUAAACACGUGGCAUGGUAGACCAGAAGAAAAAUGGAAUGCUCAAACCUCCAGUUUUCUUCAAGUUCUAGUAUCCAUUCAAAGUUUAAUUUUAGUACCGGAACCUUAUUUCAAUGAACCAGGUUAUGAAAGAGCCAGAGGGACACCUGCUGGAACUACUAACUCUAAAGAUUAUAAUUUAAAUAUCUGCCAAGCUACAGUAAGGUGGGCGAUGCUAGAUCAAAUUUUAAAUCCUUGCCCUUGUUUUAAAGAUGUGAUACAUGCACACUUCUACAUGAAGAGGCAUGAAAUUUUAGCGCAAGUAGAGAAAUGGGUGCAAGAUUUAGAAUUCGAGACAAAGCGGGAAAAGAAAAACACUAGAACAAUAAAGAAAAAUAGAAGUUCUUCACUUGAAAAUUUUAAAAAGAUUUAUAAGCAAUUACAAGAACAGUUGGCUAAAUUAAAACCACCUGGUUUGGGAUAUAGAGAGACAGUUAGUGAGCAACCUGUAGAUGACGACGAUGAUGAGGAGGGAAGUCCUACAACACCAACAAAUAGUAUGGAGGUUACAAUAGAUCAAGACCAAACUAAAGACAUUGAAACAGAUAAAGCAAUGGAAAAAAUGGUUAACGAUAUGUGCAAGUGAUAAAGUGUUAAAUAUUAAAUUUUUAUUUUUGCAUUUAUUAUGAUUCCUGGUGAAAAGGAAAACUAUACAAAUGUUGUAUGAACAGAAAGUAAAGCAAAAAUAAUUUUAUUAAAACGAUUUAUGCCUUACCUUCGUGAUGUUGAAAUUAUUUUGAGAUUUUAAGUUUUUGUACACACUGUUUUCAAUAACUUAGUUACCAGAUAAUCUUCCUGUGUCAUAAAAGGUUAACUUGCGAUUGAGAAUGAAUCUAGGACUUACUGUAACUUAUUUUCUUUUUAAAUUAUUCUAAACGAAAUGUGAUUUUAAAAUAAAAGUUUUUGUUUUAA